ACAAUUUUCCAAACCCCUCCCCACUCACUCCAUUCCCCAUUCGUGGAUCUCUCAAUUCUCAACAACCCAUACCAUCCAACCAUCAUUACUUAACAACAAUUACCCAAAACCCAAAAACAAAGAUAAAAAAACUCUCAACAUUAUCCCCAAAAUAAAAAUAUUACAGCCUACAAAUCAACUAUGCUUAUAAUAUUCCCUCUUGUGUCUCUUUCUACCAAUACAUCACCUCACUCGGACGUUUAUUUUUAUACUUUUCUAAGGAGCAGCUUCCACAAGAUCCAUUCUGUGUUGGUCAAUGAAACAAACACUAAGGUUUCUCGCCAACCAAACAGGAUGACAAUUGAAGAACCAGAGUCUAAUCCCCUGUUGGAUUGGCUGGACGACUCGGUGUCGUUCCUUCCGUCUUUCUUGGAUGAUCCGUACAGCUCCGGCGAUGUAUGGUGGGAUGAGAAUCGGAAUUUGGGUCAAGAUCUGAUCAGUGAUGCUAAUGUUGCUACUUCUAUUACUGGGGAUGCGGAUACGGUUGCUAUUGAUGGGGUGAGUGCAAAUCCGAGUGUUUCUGAUCCACCUUCGUUUGUAGAUGUAUCCAAGAAGCGGAAAGCUCCGCAGGAGGGGUUUCCGGGGGCGUCUCAGAGUCAACAACGGAGAAAGAAUCCGGAUGGCAUCGGUGAAAAUGAAGGGAUGGUGGUUGCGGCUAAGAAGGGGGUUGGAAACAGGAAGAGUGCAAACAAGCCUACAGGGAAUAACGGUAAUAACGGUAAUAACAAGGAAGGGAGAUGGGCAGAACAAUUGUUGAACCCCUGUGCUACGGCAAUAGGUGCCGGAAACCUCACGCGUGCGCAGCACCUACUGUUUGUUCUCUAUGAGCUGGCUUCACCGACCGGUGAUGCCAACCACCGGCUCGCAGAUCAUGGGUUGCGAGCCCUGAAUCACAUAGUCUCCUCCACUACAUCCUCUGCUUCCUCUGCUGCCGUAGGACCUAUAACUUUUGCCUCUACAGAGCCCAAAUUCUUCCAGCGAUCUCUGCUAAAGUUCUACGAGGUCAGUCCAUGGUUUGCAUUCCCUAAUAAGAUUGCCAACGAUUCUAUCCUCCAGAUUCUUGCUCAAGAACCAGAGAAGACGGGUAAUCUUCAUAUUCUUGAUAUUGGGGUUUCUCAUGGUGUUCAAUGGCCUACGCUGCUUGAAGCCUUGAGUCGCCGCUCCGGAGGGCCGCCUCCUUUGGUUCGCAUCACCGUUGUUGCAGCUGCUGCCACUGAGAACGAUCAAAUGGGGGAAACUCCAUUUUCCAUCGGUCCACCAGGGGACAGUUUCUACUCCAGACUUCCCAGCUUUGCCAAAUCCAUGAACAUCAAUUUACAAAUCAGUAGACUGGAGAAUCACCCGUUGCAGAAUCUGAAGGCAGAAUCCAUCAAAAACUCUCCAGAGGAAACGUUGAUUAUCUGUGCGCAAUUCAGACUCCAUCAUCUAAAUCACAACACCCCAGAUGAAAGAGCUCAAUUCUUGAGGGUAAUAAGAAGUUUGGAGCCAAAGGGGGUGAUUCUCAGCGAGAAUAACAUGGAACGUAGGUGCGGCAACGGUGAAGAUUUUACGACGGGUUUUUCACGGAGAGUGGAGUACUUAUGGAGGUUUUUGGACUCAACAAGUUCUGCGUUCAAAGGCAGGGAGAGUGAUGAAAGAAGAGUAAUGGAAGGGGAGGCGGCGAAGGCAUUGACAAACCAUGGAGAGAUGAAUGAAGGGAAGGAGAAAUGGUGCGAGAGGAUGAGAGCUGUAGGGUUUGUGGGAGAAGCAUUCGGCGAGGAUGCCAUUGAUGGAACUCGAACUUUGUUGAGAAAGUAUGACAACAACUGGGAGAUGAGCGUUGAAGAGAAAGAUAGGUGUGUUGGAUUGUGGUGGAAAGGGCAACCUGUUUCCUUUUGUUCCUUGUGGAAGUUGGAUGUUAAAAUAGAUGAGAAUUCAGAGCAGUUGUAGCCCUCUGUUUUCUUCUUCUACAUUCAAUGUAAAUAAAUGGAGUGUGAGUCUACUAAGUGAAUGCUGAUUAAGCUAUUUCAAUUUCAGUCAUGGUUUCAGAAUUGUUGCAUGCAAAUAAAAUAUACAGAUCAAGAGUAU
This is a messenger RNA of Rubroshorea leprosula, 2106 nucleotides long. Lineage: Eukaryota; Viridiplantae; Streptophyta; Magnoliopsida; Malvales; Dipterocarpaceae. The record is from the annotation of a GenBank genome assembly.